This is a messenger RNA of Gambusia affinis (western mosquitofish), 3086 nucleotides long. RefSeq names its product zinc finger protein OZF-like. The transcript is spliced from 2 exons. The record is from RefSeq and is a predicted model, not a curated record. Bases 375 to 1994 code for a protein of 539 amino acids. NCBI's taxonomy places the organism in Eukaryota, Metazoa, Chordata, Actinopteri, Cyprinodontiformes, Poeciliidae.
UAGUCUUGAUCCUAUACUAGUUUCACUUAGGUCAACCAGACUUUCUUGUCCUAAUGUCUUUUAAAUUUUUUCUUUGACCUUUAGCUUCGUUCUCUCAUUUACAGCCGAUCCCGACGAAGAAAAUGACUGACUUGUUGUAGAAGCAAGUGUAUCCAGCAGAUGGCAGCAAUGGGACACGUAGGACGCAAGCCUAGAGUGUGUCUGUAACGGUGCCUGAUCAAAAUCCAUUAGUGAUCCAUGGUUUGCGGGGACAUACCUGUCGUCGUCGAUACCUCGGUGGAUCGAGACAGAAUUGUACCCGGUUGCAAUCUGAGUUGAUUGGCGUGGUUUGUGUGAAGCAAUCCUCUGGUGUGUUUUUACUGACUGCGGACACCAUGGAGGAAGUGGAUUAUGUUGAACAGCACAGAUCUGAAACUCUACCGUUAGAUGAAGUGCAGAUGAAACAGCUUGAUGUCCAUCUGCCGCAGGAAGUUGGUGGAAAUCAAACAGCUGUGUUCCCAGUCCUUCGGAUGCUGAACGUUAAAAAUGAGGUUCUCCAUGCCUGGAGCGCCAGUUCCCAGCAGCACCAUCCAGAGGCCUUCCACAUAAAGGAAGAGGAGGAGGAUGUCUGGACUAAUCAGGAGGAAGAGUGGCCUAAGGAACAGAAGACUAAUGUCAGCAGGUUCCCUUUCACAGUUGUUACAGUGAACAAAGAAAGUUAUGAAGAGAAACCUCAGUUAUUAGAGCUUCAUCAGAUCAAAACUGAAGAAAGCCGAGAGACUGAAGCUCUAAUCAGCAGCUCAGCUCAACAGAUAAAAACGGAACUCCAUAGCAAGGAUAGUGUAGGACCAGAACCAGACAUGAACCUGAAUCCAGCAUGUACCUUUGAGCAAAAUCCAAAUAAAAAUGCUUCAGAUUCCUCUGACACAGAAGCCAGUGAUGAUAAUAAUGAUGAGGACUGGCAGGGACCUUUGUCAGAUUCUGAGUCUGAAACUAAAAUGAGUCACAAUUGUGAGAAUGUCCUGAGUGCAUCUCAGUCAAAUGUAAAUGGUGAAGAGAAAUGUAACUCAGUCAAGGCUGGUGAUGAAGGAGAAAAACUGUUUGCUUGCAGUAAAUGUGAUAAAAGAUUUAAAAAGCGGGACAAUCUUACAGAUCAUGCUAGGAUCCACACCGGUGAGAAGCCAUUUGGUUGUGAAGUUUGUGAGAAAAGAUUCAGGCGGAAGGACUGUUUGCGAAAACACAAGAUGAUUCACAGUGGGAAAACCGCGCACAGCUGUGAUUUCUGUGGGAAAGGGUUUAUAGAAAAGACGGAUCUUCAGGCGCAUAUAAGACUCCAUACCGGAGAGCGACCUUUUGCAUGUGAUGAAUGUGGAAGAAGGUUUCACAAAAAGUCAAUUCUCACAGUGCACAUGAGAGUCCACUCUGGAGAUAAACAGUUCAAAUGCACCAUGUGCGAAAAAAGAUUCCGAUUUCAGCACAUUCUUAAAAAGCACAUGAUUGUUCACACUGGAGAGAAGCCGUUUGUUUGUGUCGUCUGCAGUAAAGGAUUUUCUCAACAAGAAACUCUGAAGAGACACAUGGGUGUUCACACGGGGGAAAAGACAUUUGUUUGUAGCGACUGCGGUAAAGACUUUCAACAGAAGAUACACCUAAAAGAACACAUGAAGGUCCACACGGGGGAGAAGCCAUUUGGCUGUGAUGUGUGCGGUAAGAAAUUCAAAAAGAAGUCGUAUGUUAAAACACACAUGAUGUCUCACGCUGGAAAGAGAGCGCACAACUGUGAGCUGUGCGGGAAAGGCUUUUUAGUCAAGGGUGGCCUUCUGAAACACAUGAGGAUUCACAAUGGAGAAAGACCUUUCAGCUGUGAUGUUUGUAGCAAGAGCUUUCUGCAGAGGAUCCAUUUGAAGGCGCACAUGAGAGUACACACAGGAGAGAAACCGUUUGGAUGUGAUAUCUGUGGUAAAAAGUUCACAAAGAAAUCCUACGUUACAGCACACAUGAUGUCUCAUGCUUGACAGAUGACAGGAUUACUGUGUUGAUUUGCAGAUGUGCACCAAACGUCACACAAUAGCAGGAUGUCCGUGCAUUCUUAAAAAGUCUUAAAUUCAUGUAUCUAAAAUGAAGGCCUCAAAUUGUCAGGAAACGGGCCUGAAAACAGAAAAUUGGCCUUAAGUACGUUAAUUACAGGUAUUAAAUUUUCUUGUGUUAAGACUGUUUAAUCUCAUAUAUUCUAUGUAGUUUUCAUUUUUCUUGCGGGACUUUGCUAUUAUGCAAAACUUUGAGUGUGUGAGUCAAGAUGGUUGCCAGUAGCUAGCUGCUAGGAUACCCUUGCUUUUGAGAAAGGGUAAAGCUAGUUAGAAUUUAUGUUAAUUAUGACUAAGUGCAAAUUUAUCAGCAGUUUAUGGAUAAUGUUUUCCUUUGUCACUAACACACUUCGAUUGCCAAGUCAUACAGUUUAUUUAUUUGCAAUUUUCUUUUGUACAUUUCUGUUGUGAUACAAGUCUUAAAUCCCAUUCAUAAUGGUCUUUAAAAAAGUCUUAUAAAGUCUUAAAUUUGAGUUGCUGUAACCUGCAUAAAUUCUGUAUGGGGUGAAGAAUUUGUGGCAACUUGGUGGAGGAGCUGCCACACAGCUACAAAUAUGAAAUAAUAAAAUUAUUUCACUUCAUUUCCUUAAAACAGCUAUUUCAUGUAUUUUAUUUCAUUGUAUUUAUUUUUUUUGAUAAUACCGAACAACAUGUGUAACUUUAAAAUUAAAAAUUAUUGAAAUACUUUUCUGAAUAUAAAAUUCUCUUGAGCAAAGCAGUUUUGUCCGAGCUGACCUGAUAAAUAAUUUGCGCCUUAACGUUUUAGAAAGUUUUUUUUAUUUUUAAAAAAUUAGUUGGAAGAAUCAUUGCCUCCUUGUAGAAAAACAUGGUUCUGUCUGAAACUGUGGAAAACAUUGUUCAACAUAAACAAGCCAUUUGUACAUUUAAAAAUGUGUCUUUUGUGAAUUGUUUUCAGAUUUGUCUUAAGCUCAUUUUUGUGGAGUUUUUGCCUAAUGUGGAUAUAUAGAUAUGUCUCAUGUUUUUUUGUUUACUAAAUUAAAAUAAUAUGGGUACAACAACUCA